Callorhinchus milii (elephant shark) is the source of this 3027-nucleotide messenger RNA. RefSeq names its product tumor necrosis factor ligand superfamily member 10 (gene tnfsf10l4). Gene Ontology annotation, molecular function: tumor necrosis factor receptor binding. Gene Ontology annotation, biological process: immune response. The record is from RefSeq and is a predicted model, not a curated record. Gene Ontology annotation, cellular component: membrane. Bases 106 to 1014 code for a protein of 302 amino acids. Lineage: Eukaryota; Metazoa; Chordata; Chondrichthyes; Chimaeriformes; Callorhinchidae. The transcript has 5 exons.
AGAGGCAACCGGGGACUUCCCACCAGUUUGGCUCAGAGCUGGGGUGGUGGGGGCGGGGAAGUGAUGUGUGCAGACGUUCUCUGGUGAGGAACGAAAAAAAAUAACAUGGAUCAGGAAGGAAAGAUGUCCUCGUCAAUGCUGGUGGAUUACAGCUACCAAAAACUGAGUGAGAAAAUCACAGACUCGGAGAACAGAAAGUGGAGAGCACUUGUCCUGAUUUUGGGAUUAAUCAUUUGUCUGCAGACCUCCACAGCCUUUUAUUUCUUCCUACGAUUCACUCGUCAGAUGGCUCAGAUGAAGCAGAAGGUGAAUGUUGAUAGUUCUCCAGGACGGUGCCUGAAAUACCUGAACACAUACACUGGUGAUCCGUCAGACUUUGAAGAGAGCAUUGAAGAUCUUGGAUGUGACAGAUGGCUCAACAACAUCAGGUUUCUAAUCAACCAGCGUCUGCAGUUCAAGGUGAAAGAUAUGAUCUACCAGGAGCUGAAAGCCAACAACGCCACGUACUUACUGGGCUCGGAUACACCGGCUAUUCACUUAACUAUACGGCGUAGCAAAGACCCUCUGUCACCAAGUAACGCAUCAUCUUACCUUGGCCAUGGAGCUGGACACGAGGUCCUUUACUGGGAAGACAACAAAGGACUUGCACUGCGACACAGUUCCAUAGAAUACCAUGAGGGAGAAAUGUCCAUUCUCAAGAGCGGACUCUACUAUGUGUAUGCCAAGGUGUACUUAAGGCACAUACCAGGGCGAGAAGCAGUCAAUCAUCGCGACAAUCCCUCUGUUCAGUACAUUUACAAGAAAACCAGCUCCUAUUAUGAUCCCAUUCUUUUAACAAAAUCUGUGUUCACCAGAUGCUGGUCUAAAGAGGGUAUGUUUGACCUCUACACGAGCUAUCAGGGUGCCCUCUUUCAACUGGAGGAAGGGGACAAACUGUUCAUGAUGGUAACAGAUGCAAGUGUUGUGGAUGUUAAUGAUGAAUCUACAUAUUUUGGUGCUUUCAUGAUCCAGUGAAAUUAGGGGCACACACCUGGGAUCACAGGAGCCCAAGCUUACGUUCAUCGCAGAACAUUAAAUUGGCAUUAGGUUUACAGCACGGAUUGAGAGUCAGUCCUUAAGACCUCCUAAUAACUCUCCCUAUGCUACAAAAUUCACUUGGCUUGUUUUUUUUUGUUAUUGAAACAGACACUUGUACAAUCCUAAAGCACGAAGACCUUUGAUAAGGUAGCUCGAGAGAGGAAAAAAAUACUAUUUCCACUGGUUGGUGAGUGGGUCACUUGUGGUCAUAUUUUUAAAUUCAUCACCAACAAACAGAGAGAGAUUAGGAGAAAUGUUUUAAUCCGAGGUUUAUUUGGACAUGGAAUACACAAUCAGAAAUUGUUGUUGAAGCAGAAUACAUAAGUUUUGAAAGGGAAAAUAUUUGAAAAAUAUACAAGGAUAAUGGUGAUAGAGCAGGUUGUGUGGGACUAAAUUGGUAGAUCUUUUAGAGAGUGCAGUACAGGAUUGUUUUAUUGCUGAUUGGCCUUCUUCUGCGCUGCAAUAUUCUAUGAUUCUAAACUAUGGUUAGGUUGAAUCUUCCUCUAGAAAAAAAACCCUCUGGAAACAAAUUUUAUUUGAAUAGAGUUUUGGGACAAAGCUGUUCCAAGUUCUUCAAGGAUCAAAGCCAACCCAGAAUCUUAUUCAGACCAGACACCUCAGUCUGGCCAUUCUUUGCUCACUUGGGUUAUUUUUAUCCUAAAGUUAAUCAUUUCUCCACAACCUCCAGCAAUGGGCCUCAGGUUGGAAUCAUAGUAUGUACUGACUUUGCUGACUUCCAGCAGGGCAGUCAUUGACCUAUCAUUUCCCAAACUGUAUCCCGAGAUAUUAUUUUCCUGCAAAAAAUGUAUCUAAUUUGUUCUGGAAGCAAACAACAUUUUCUACUUAUACCAUCUCCCUUGGGAUCCAAUUCCUUACGUUUACUAUUCACUCACAGAAGUAGUUUUUCCACAGAUUUGUUCUGAAUUUACCCACCUUCAAUCGCAGAGCGUGUCCUCUGGUUCUAUUAUUCAGUGUACGAUAUCAGGGGACACUUGGGAGGACAGAUCGGAAGGAAAAGCAAUUUGCUAGGAACGUCAACUUUGCUUGUGUUGCAUCUACUCCCAUGUGACAUACACAUCACAGUGGAUACAGACAGAAUCAAACAAAGCUGCACUCUGCACUCAACCAAACAUCAGAAGUCCUGUAGCGCAGUGGUUAGAGCACUCGCCUUGCAACCUGGGUUCGAUUCCCGGCAGGCGAAACCUUGGGCAAGUUUCCUUACUCAAGAAAAAAAAUAAUUUGGCCAUUAAAUCCACGACUGUUUGUGGGACACUGCUGUGCACAAUUGGCUGCCGCAUUUUACCCACAAAAUAUACAGUCAAUUCACUUUACAAUCUAUUCUGUGAAGCACUUUGAGACGUCUAGAAGACGUGAAAAGCGCUAUCAAAUACAAGCAUUAUUAUUAUUAUUGAUAUUAUCAACAGAAAAUUGCAACUUGCAAACAAAAGAUGUAUGAAACGAUGCAGAAAGGACAGGUUAACAUUUCCGAUAUGUCCCUUCCUUUGGCUGCUUCCCAGAUCUUGUCUUUCUGUUUCACAUGAUCAGGCAGUGGGUGGGGAAAUUCCUGAUCUUAAACAUCCUGUCGGGAAGAAGGUGGGAAGAGAAAGUGGCUAACAUUGCUAAUAACUUCCCCAUAUGGAGGAAGAUCGGAGGAAAUGCCACUGAGGAUGCUUCUUGGUAUCUGAAUGAGGAGCGCUGAGCGCAGGCGUGAGAGCUGAAAACUUUAAAACAAAAUAACCUUCCCGCAGCGCACAUCUGCUUUGUCUUUUUAAACCACUUAGUAGAAAUAAUUCUGUUGCCUGUUAUUGUCUCAUUGGCUGGUGCAAGUGGAGAGAGAGUGGGGAAAAUGCCUUGCUUCAGCUUUGGAAACCCAGAAUAGCUUUGGUCACAUAACGACAUAAGCUGCAAAAUGUUGUUACAAAAUCUAAUAAAAUAUUUUUAGAAAAAUAA